Messenger RNA from Podarcis lilfordi (Lilford's wall lizard), 24742 nucleotides. The record is from the annotation of a GenBank genome assembly. Lineage: Eukaryota; Metazoa; Chordata; Lepidosauria; Squamata; Lacertidae.
CCGGUAAAACGGCCGCCUCCUGCAGGGAGAAGCGCAGUUCUCCCGGGAGAAGAAAGAGCGUAGGGUCCGGACGAGGAAAGCACCGAAGCUCCCAUCAGCCAGAAUCCGACAUGGAGAGAAGCGGAGAUGAAAGGUCAGAAUGAUCCCGGUUGCGCUAUAUGUGGUAUUACUGAAUACACAUAUAUGCACACACACACACAUAUAUAUACUGCAAUAUAUAUAAUAUGUGGAUUAUGGAGUAAAACCGGGGAGAUCGCGCCUGCACGUGGCUCUCCUUGGAUCGGUUGCUUUGCAAAGGGUCAGGCGAGGUGGGGCGCGAUGCUCCAUCUUUUCAGCACCCUGCCCCCCUCUGAAGCCAGAAAUUUAAUACUAUGCCGCGUUUUCUACCUCGCAUCUUUAUGUGUAGGGCUUUUCAUUUUUUCUCUCUCUCACCCCCCCUCCCCAGGGUCCUAAUCUCUUAGCGACGGCCCCGAAAGGUAGGGCGGUUUUAGUGUUAUCCCAUCCCCGUCCCAUAUUGUCGAAAUAAGCUGAGGGGCUCGUUCAAGACGGGUAACAACGAAGCAGGGGAGUCCCUGAUCUGCCAGCCUCGUGUCUCCUAGCGGUCAACUGGAGGUUGCGUUGCAUCCCCCUUUCUCCCUCCACUCCUCCCAAUCCACUUUUGGGGGUCUUUCCAGAUUUUUCCUUCCUUCCUCUCCUGGCAUUCAGGGCUGUGGAUUCUAGUGAUGCCCCCACUGUCUGUGGUGGUGGGUGCUGGGGUGCCAACUUGAAUAAAAUUUUGGCGUGGGGGUGGCAAGCAAGCCCCACCACAUAUAAUCGAUAACAAGACACAGCACACACACACACACACACACACACACACACACACCAUUUCAAUGGCAGCAAUGCCCAUCAACUUGGGGGGUGGGUGGACCCCUCAAAUAUUUUAUGGGGGGGGCAAAGGGACAUCAGUCCCUAGGAGUGGGCAGGGUGGGGUGGGGGUCUUGUAGGGAAGACUGAAGCUCGGACUAUGGUUAUGGUAUUUGGGACACCUAGAUCCCAAAGAUGUUUGGGCCUGAAGCUCUUGGGACAGAGGAGCUGAAGGGGUCUUUUGUGUAUACAUGAGGGAGAGCCUGGAGGGGUGGGGUCCAGUUGGGGGUCUGGAAUACGGGAUUGUACUGAGCAAUGGGAUGAAGUGGGAGCUGAUAGUUUACAUAGUGUUUUAAUAGGAAUGCUUAGGGAGAUUUGCGCAGUUUUCCCUCACUCCAAAAAAAGUACUUCAUCUCUCUCACACACAUACUCACACUCUUGCCUUCCUGUCUUUGUCCCACCCAGCCUACAAGUUUCUCAGGUAGGUCUCCUCUUCCCACUUCUAUUUUCACAACAACCCUGAUAGGCUGAGAGAUAGUGACUGAGCUCAAGGUAACCCUUCCCACCUGUGAGCUUUGUGACUGAGUGGGGGGAUUUGAACCUGGCCAUCCCUGGUCCGCGUCCAAUGCUCGAACCCUUAACAACAACCCUUUAAAGUAGGCUAAAAUGAUUUCCCUCCAGAUUUCUGGGGGGUGAGGGAAAGAAGGGCUGAGAUAGCGCUCAGUUUACUUAAUUCCACUGAUUUCAAGGCUCAGGAUUGAUUGAAUGGCAUCUUCGUACUUUACACUAUUAAUAACUAGAGGGAAGGGUGAGCAGGUCAUGAUCAAGAACACUAGUGCCUUUCUGAAGAGGAAAGGAAGUGGCUUUUUUACAGACACUGCAUCUGGAAAGUGAGGUGUGGGUUUAUAAAACGUCAGAUCUAACUUGGGAAAGACCUGGACAUAACACCACUUGAAGAUGAAAUGCUUUACAGCCUAGUUUCCGUCAUGACUCACGUUCCUCCAGCCAUCUGCACUUCAAAUGCUGUCUCAUCUCACCCCCUGUGGUUUAGACUGCCUUUCCCCUUGUGGUUGUGGGGAAGCACUCUGCAUGAGCUCUAAAGCACUGCUUCCCCCACAUUCCGGGGCUGGGCUUUGCUAUGGGAAAGCCGAUUCUUAUGGCCAAAGCCCAGGUGAAGUUUGAUUCAAAUCAGACUCUGGUUGUCCCAGCCUCUGGAAGACAAAUUUAAGGGGUUAUCUUGCAGUGGUGGCUGGGGGUGGGGGCAGAGGUUCAGAGAGAGAAGCAGGUGAGAAAUUGGCUUUAUGGGUUAGGAAGCAGGAAGGGCACAUGACCUUCUCCCUGCAACUGUUGACAACCUCUUGAUUUCUCAUUACUUCCAUUUCUCUUACACCUCAGCUCAUCUGUAAGUUCCUUACGCAGCCACACCAGUUUCCUUAAACGCCUUCCACUUUUUCUUUCAGAAUAGUUGUCAAGAACGACCAUUUAUUUUCUCUUUCAUAAGUUCAUUAGGAAAGUACACUAAUGGCAAAUUCAAUAUUAGGCAAGCCUGGUGGUUUCCAUACUGUUUAACUUGGUUUACCCAAAUGAAAGUAAAAUAAAUAGGCUAAUUCAGAUCACUUCCUAGGGAAGAGGUAGCCAACAUGUGCCACAGACGAAAACCCCCCCAUCAUCCUUGCCCACUGAUCAUGCUGGCAGAGGCUGAUAAAGGGUUGUAGUCCAAAACAGCUGGAGGGCACCACCUUGGCAACCCCUGCUGCAAGACAUGAAAAAAAAACCCCAGGUGCAGAUUUUGGCUACUGCCCUAUGUACUGUAUAUAUGCUGCUUAGUAUGGAAACAUAUCAUUGCGUUUCUCAUUUCAUUACAAUGAAAUCCACUGAAAUCUAGCAACAGCAACUUAUUUUUUGGGUAGGUGUGUGGUGGGACCAGGGGGGAGAAACAGCUGAUUCAGAGACAGCUCCAUUUCUUUGGUAGCAGAGCUGCUAAAGAGAGAGAGAGGAUAUAUCUGGGUUGUAAUAUGGCAACUCUGCUUCCAGCUGUUCUUUUGAAACAGGGAUGAGGAAACUGGUUCUUCAAAUGUUGCUGGGCUAUAGAUCUCAUUGUCCCUGGGCACUGACUGGGGCUGAUGGGAGUUGUAGCCUAACAAUGUUUGAUGGGCAGCCAACUGAUCUAGAUAAAGACCACAGUGCUAAGAAUGUAAGAACAACUAUGGUGGGUUAGGUCAGUGGCCCAAUCUAGUCCAGUUUCCUGUUCUCUCAGUGGCUAACCAGGUGCCCCAGUGGGGAACCUGCAAGCAGGACCCCCCGCCCUCCCACCAUUAGUUUCAGAAGUAUUAAUGUCUCCAACUAUGGAGGCAGAGCAAAGCCAUCAUAGUUGAGCGGCAAUCGAUAGCCUUAUGCAUGCAUUUGUCUAAUCCAGGGGUCAGCAAACUUUUUCAGCAGGGGGCCGGCCCACUGUCCCUCAGACCUUGUGCGAGGCCGGACUAUAUUUUGAAAAAAAAUUAAAUGAACGAAUUCCUAUGCCCCACAAAUGCAGAGAUGCAUUUUGAAUAAAAGGACACAUUCUACUCAUGUAAAAACACGCUGAUUCCCGGACCGUCGGUGGGCCAGAUUUAGAAGGCGAUUGGGCUGGAUCCGGCCCCCCGGGCCUUAGUUUGCCUCCCCAUGGCUCUAAUCCUGCUUCAAAGCCUUUCAAAUUGGUGGCCAUCACUGCCACUUUUAGAAGUGAGUUUCAUAGUUUAAAUGUGUGAAGAAGUACUUUACAGUGGUACCUCAGGUUAAGUACUAAAUUCUUUCCGGAGGUCCUUUCUUAACCUGAAACUGUUCUUAACCUGAAGCACCACCUUAGGUAAUGGGGCCUACUGCUGCUACCGCGCCACCAGACCACGGUUUCUGUUCUCAUCCUGAAGCAAUGUUCUUAACCUGAGGUACUAUUUUUAGGUUAGUGGAGUCUGUAACCUGAAACGUCUGUAACCUGAAGCAUAUGUAACCCGAGGUACCACUGUAUUUCAUCUGUCCUGAAUCUUCCAGCCUUCAGCGUCAUUGGGAGUUCUGGUGUUAUGAGAGAGGCAGGACACAUUUUCUACAUUCACUUUCUCCAUGCCACGUAUAAUUUUAUAAACGUCGUAUCAUGUUGCCUUUUGCUCACAUUUUCUCUAAACUAAGAAGCUCCCCCAAGGCUGCAACCUUUUCUCCCAGGAAAUUUCCUCCUAAGACAUUUCCUUAGGAACCCAAUGACCUGGGAAUUGGUCCCCAGUGAACUGACUGAAUCAUAGAAUCAUAGAGUUGGAAGAGACCACAAGGGCCAUCGAGUCCAACCCCCUGCCAAGCAGGAAACACCAUCAGAGCACUCUGGAAAUGAAGUCGCCUACAGGCAUGUAUAGAAUUGCGCCAUGAGGAGAGGCACACUUUAGUCCCGGGGGGGGGGGGGGGGACAAGUACGUUGUCAUUUGCAUGGAACCAAAGUGUGACUAAUAUAGCCUGGAUCGUAUGCAAAACGUACAAUUUGCGUCAUUUAGUGUUGGGGCCAGAAUUUAGCACGGAGGAUGCGACAGAAAGUUGUACGGUGUCAGUGUAAAAUAUUAUCUGGAUUGCACAAGCUGGCUUACUUAAGAGGAGCUGACACAGUUCCACUGAAAUUAGUGGGGGAAGCUAGUCAUGAUUAAGAGUCCUCUUGAUUUGAAGGGAUACUAAGUUCAACAAUUUGUGCCAGAAACAAACCCAAUAAUCCAUGGCUGAAGAGUCUUGCAAGGUCCGUAAGCUUGCAACAUUUUACGAGCAACCAUUAGAUAAAUAAUAAAUGUGAAGUUCUUCCAUUGGAGAACAACAUAUUGCUGACUCAGUAAGGGCUGUUAUUGUCCUACAAGGAAACAGAUUAUUGGACGCUCUGUCACCCUUUGGGGCAACUAGUUUAGUUUUCUUCUCUACCAGUCAUUGUUAAUAAAUAAGGAGACCUCAUUUUCCUUUUGCACAACCUUCAAUUCACUUCUAGAAUGUCUUCAGUGAGUGAGGGUGGAGUGUUGGGUGAAUGUACCGUUAUUUAUGGAUUAACAGGUUUUCUACCCUGUUAGUCAUAGUCGCUGAAUAAGAAACCAGUUUUCUUUGGACUCUGCUUGGUAGGGCGAAGGUGAUGGAAACUGCUGAUCUGAGGGACCGGAAGGUGGGGUGUGUGUCCUUUCCAGGGGUGCUGUUUUGUAGAGUUUAUAUUAUUGUAAGCUUGAUCAGGGAUGGCACACAUGGGGAAAACAGAGGGGUUCAGCAAAAAGAAUUUGGCCUCAGUAUCUGGAUGUGCCCUUUCCCCAUAGCCUUUCCUGUGGUUUAUUCUUCAAAAUGCCGCUACCAGUUCUUAUUUUUUUGAGUGGUGAUUCUUAAACAUACAAGAAACAGCAUAAUGGAGUUUAUGAUUGCGCAGAAGGUCUGUGCAGUAGUCAUUAAAGUGGAAACCUGUUUCUACAGCAGUAAGUGUUGUUGUUCGUUGGCAUCCGUCUGCAACACAAUGGAGGAGUGUGCCUUUGUGGGUGAAGUCAAAUCAGUUGGAGAGUUGCAGUGCCAACACCUGUAGAGACCAGUGCAGGAGAGACAAGUUCUGUUGCAGCUGGGGCAGAUGAAGGCAUCCGGUUGUGCUGCUGCAGAUGUACCAUGAUGAUCCUUCUUUCUGUGCUGCUCCCAGCAGUCAUUUUUCCUCUGUGGAUACAUGAUCUGACAGUCUCCAGGCCCUGUGGUUGUCUGCAAGGGAUUCCCACACGGUGGGGUUGAUAUUUCCACCCUUCCCUUCUGGUUUGCAGACAUCUUUGUAACACACAGUUGAUCUGCCUAUAGGCCUAGUGCCUGAAGCCAGCCCCCUCCCCAUAAAGCACAUAUUUGGGGCACAUCCUGCCAUCUUCCAUUCUGUGGACAUGGCCAAGUCAGCGUAGCUGUCACUUGGAUAGGAGUGCAGACAUGGGAAUGUGAGCUUGGAGGAGAAAAACUUGACACGGUACAUGUGGAAGGCGUUGAGGUAUUGCUCCUUGACAGUUUUAAGUUACUUACAACUGACUUCCAUAAAGCAGCAUGCUCAACACACAAGCCUAGUAGAUCUCCAUCUUGGAGGCUUGCCUGGUUGAACAGACCCCCGUUGCUCCUUGAAUGAAUGUUCACACCACCUUCAGUUCAGCUGAAGGCAUAUGAGAGCCUUGGGGAGAGGAAUAUGCCAAAGAGAGUCUGGGCAAGAACACAGCCCUGUUUUACAACGCUGCUCUUUAUAGGGAAGGCGUCUAAGGAUCAACAGUCAUACCUAACGGUGCUGUGCUUGUCCUCUUGGAAGGACGCAAUCAUCUUGUGGACCUUUGGUGGGCAUCCUAUCUUGUGGAGCAGUGUGAGGGUCCUUUUUGGCUGAUGAGGUCAAAUGCCUUUGUAAGACCCACGAAGGCGAUGCACAAGUGGCGCCCUUUCCCCCUGGCACUUCUCCUGCAGCUGACGCAGUGAGAAAAUCCUGCCAACUGUGGACCUCUGAGCUCUAAAUCUUCAUUGUGACUUAGGUAGACCCUGCCAGCAGGUGACUGCAAUCUGUUGAGAACUACGCAGGCACAGGCUUCCCCCACAGUAUUCAGCAGGGAGAUCCCGCGGUAGUUGUUACAGUCAUUAAAGCGGAAACCUGUUUUGACAGCAGUUAAUGCUGUGUAAACACAAUGUGGGCAAUGUAUUGCUCAUUAUCUAUCUGGUGUUUCUCCAGCACAAAUCAGGCAGGGUUAUAUAUAUAUUCCAGAUAAUUUUGAAAGGCAGUAACAUUGUCCCUGCAAAUAAAGAAUUCUGAAAUAUGACUCAUUUACACAUUUGAAGGAUUUUGAAUAUAUUUGCUUCCUACUCAUGUUAAAUGCUACUUCUUGUUGUCAUAUGGGAGGGGCAAAGAAUUAUGCAGGUCAUGGAAACACCACUCCCUUUUCCACAGAAUCCUGCUCAGAUUCUUGUCCACCUUCCCCUCCCAGCUUCUGAGAUUUCACCUCUCUUGCCAAUUAGCCUUGAGGACUAGAAACUUGCCGAGAGGGAGAGAGGAAAUGGAAACAAUUAUUUUUCCAGCCUUCUCCACCUGGAACCAAUUCCUUUCUGUUUGACAGGUUGCAGUUAGGAAAUGGUACGUGUACAUUCAACCUUGAGUGUGCCACUUCCUUGUUCCUUGUAGCUGUUGACUGACUAACCCAUUGCUCUGAUUGCAACCAUGUUCAUAGUAACCCUGUACGGUAGCAGUUUCUUACUGCACACUCAUUUUAUGCAUUGUAAGAUUAGAGGCUGAGAGAUAAUGAUUGGCUCCAUUGCAUCUGAUAAGAGCUGGAACUUGUGCCCAUCAGUCUUUCCGGUGGAUUGCGUCAGCUGCAGUCUUGCUUCCGCCUCACCUCCAUCAUUGCAGAGUCAAUCACGUAUGGUGUAGGAAGUUGCAUGUGAGUAGCCCAUAGGCCUGAAAAGCCAUAUUGGUGGGUGGGUGUGACCUGCUAGGUGCAGUUCUGACCGGAUUCAGCAAAACAGUUCUUGUGUUCUUAUGAUUCCCUGGGGUGCCAACUGUGGGCACAGGAACAUUGUGUUUUCAUUAGCAGGCAAAGGAGAACAGCCUUCUCCCAACCUGAAGCCCUACAGAUGCUAUUGAACAAUACCUCCCAUCACCACUGGCCACGCCAACGGCCCUUUGGUUUGAUCUAGCUCUUACGAUCUUUACAAGUGGGACCUGCAACAAAAUUCUGCAGUACAUUCUUAACCCUCUUCAGGGUGCCAUCCAUUCACUUCUCCAGGAUUCCAUAAGCAGUAAUACACUCAAGUGGGCCAGUUCAGUCUUCCCUCCUCCCCAGUUCCUGUUUCCCAAAUGACAAAUUCAAUAUUAUGUGGCUCAACCAUGUUGUGCAUUUCUGUAUAUCUUGGGCUUGCAUGCUGAUGCUACCUCCCUCUGGGUUCUCCGUGACCUGGGUUUCCUAUUGGAGGGAACAAUGGCUAUUAUUUGCUCAUAAACUGGGUCCUCCUGGCAUUCAUCUCUUCUUGCUAAGAACAGGCUUGUUGGAUUAGACCAAAGGUCCACCCAUGCUCAGCAUACUCUCACUGCCCUCCAACUAUCCAAAGCAGACAAUGAGGGCAGCAGGAGUGGUGCUGACGCAAAGAUACAGUGUGUAAUGCCAGCCCCGUUGGAGCAGGAACAAUACCCCACGUUCCUGCUCCUUCCUGCUCAACUUGAAACCGGAGCAUGACUAAUGUCCUGGGCAAGGAUGGCAUUGCAGUUACAGUCAUGGCGAAGGACUGCUUUGCUCCAUUGAGCAAGCACGGGAAGCUUCCCGAUCUCGGCAUUUGCAUCCUCUCUCUGCUGUGCAAUGGCACGAUUUCCUGCUGGGCUCUCUGGCUUCCCCCUCCCCUUUCAAUUGCAUCACAGGCAGGCGGCCAACGAGGAGCUUCCCUGGCUCACACACCCCUCCUGCGGAGAGGCCAAUCAGAAGCCAGAGAUACUGCCGCAACCCCUUUCCUCCCCCUCCCUUCCAAAGCAAAAUGAUGAUGCAAAGGCACUGAGUCCUGAUGUGAAGACAUAACUUCCUGCAAUUUUUUUUUGUUCUCUGACCCCACAUUUCCCUCCCCUUUCUGAUGCCCUCAGUCUGAACCCACUGCCUCCUCUUUCCUCCCAGUGCUCUCGAGGCUUGUUCUGUAACCAGCCAGGCAUGGAUAUUCCCAUUUCCCCCAUUCUGUAGAGACAGCCCCUGGCAACAAACUGAGCUUCACGGGCCAUUGAUCUGACUCUUGCUAUGGUUCUAUGCCUUUGUGGUGAGAUUUCGGGAAUGCCUUUUGGGGAAAAAAUGUUCCCAGCAUGCUAGCUUCUUUUCUGCUGCGUCUCCAGAAAUCUAUUGGUUGCCCCCUCCCCCCCCCACUGUGGCUCUCCCUCCUCAAUAAUAAUAAUAAUAAUAAUAAUAAUAAUAAAAUUUAUUUAUACCCCACCCUCCCCAGCCAAGACCGGGCUCAGGGCGGCUAACACCAGGUAUAAACACAAUUGAUUAAAAUACAACUUAAAAACAAGAUUAAAAUACAACAUUAAAAUGCAGCCUCAUUUCAGUAGAAACUCAAAUCAAAAACUUUUUUGGGGAUGAAAACGUCAAAUCCUCACCAAGGGCAACUAUCCAGACUGGUCCUACGUGGGCCAGAAGAGAGCCAGGGAAGUCCCCAAAUAGGAGUUCCAUCACAGAAGGAGAAAGGAAAAAGGAAAGAGGGGGAGGGGAUCAACCUCACAACAACCCCAUAAAAUAGGCUACAUUGGGAAAGAAAGAAAGAGUGCGUGAGCCUGGCUUAGGGUCCCCCAGGGAUUUCCCCCCCUUAGUGGGCCUGGCCGCACUCACUGCUGGAAAGCAGCCCUUGACAGCUUUCCACUCAGGUAAUCCAGCCCUCUGGUUGAACAAGAGCCCUGCUCUAACACAGCCUUCCUUUCUGCCAUUGCGAUUGGCAGCACACACAGGAUCUCCUUCGUGCUCUCCCAUCCAGGCACUGACCAGACCUGCUUAGCUUCAACGAGAUGAGAUGGUGUCGUACGUUUAUAGAGCAUAUGCUGAGAAUCAGACAUAAAAUGUUCCUGACAGGAUUUGCAGCUGAUUGGUAAGGUGCAGAGCCUGUUUGGUUUGCUGUUGUCCUUGCCCCCAAAGUCCAGGAACAGGCUGUUGUAAACAAGCAGGUGAAGCAGAGCUUUCUGUAUUGUGUAAGAGACAAAGGGAUAUUGACUGUUGCUGUGGACGUGUGGGGUGAGGUCAGGUGUUUCCAGCAUGUUUCGGUGGGUCCACCUGACUUCCUCACUGCGUGACCAGGAAUGCACAUUUGUGUGCUUUCCUUUGGUUGUGUACUUUGAGAUCUAACAGACCCCGGGAUUUUCUGGGGAGCCCUUUAGGCUCUCUGGAGUAGUUUGGAUUCAUUCUGGCCACGCAGCACGUCACCUGCUUCUGACUCCCUUCCAAAGAGGAGGCAAUGACCCUGCAGUGUGGAGCAGAGUGUUCAGGCUUCAAGUUUGUGCGCAAAAGGGGCGGAUCAGUCACGGCCGGCAGCCAGCCUCUGUCAGUCAUUAAUCUGGAAAGAGACUGGGGAGGGAAGUUGAGUGAUGAGCAGGUCUCUGUGUUGAAACAGCCCUGAGGUUAAUGGGAAAUCAGCUAUGCCUAAGCGGUGGAUGCAGAAGUCCCUGGGGUGCCCCCAUCCCAAAGGCAGACCCCCAUCGCCCCCUAGACCUCCCCUUCAGUGUUGGCCAAGGCAUUAACUAACACACCUUAACUAGAGUUGACAUUUGAAAAAACGUGCUGGUCCAUUUGGGCACCAGCUCCUGCUUUUGUCCAUCUCUCCCCCUUGGUGAUGCCUGAAGCAGGUUAGGACCAUAGGAAAGGUAAAGGGUAAAGGUAAAGGGACCCCUGACCAUUAGGUCCAUUCAUGGCCGACUCUGGGGUUGCGGCUCUCAUCUCGCUUUAUUGGCUGAGGGAGCCGGUGUACAGCUUCCGGGUCAUGUGGCCAGCAGAGCAGUGCACGGAAACGCCGUUUACCUUCCCGCCGAAGCGGUACCUAUUUAUCUACUUGCACUUUGACGUGCUUUCGAACUGCUAGGUUGGCAGGAGCAGGGACUGAGCAACGGGAGCUCACCCCGUUGCAGGGAUUCGAACAGCCGACCUUCUGAUCAGCAAGUCCUAGGCUCUGUGGUUUAACCCACAGCACCACCCGCGUCCCUCCGGACCAUAGGAAGCUGCCUUCAAAACAUUGGUCCAUCUUGCACUGGCUAUACUCAGACUGGCAAGGGCUCUGCUGAGUUUCAGACUUAGGGACGUUCCUAUCCCCGCUUGGAGAUGCUGGGGAUCGAACCUGCGACCUUGUGCAUGUGGAGCAGAUGCUCUACCACUGAGCCACCACUCUUUCCCUUUCUACAGCCUUUUUAAAGAAAAAAGCCCACCGCCACUUCCCAUGGCAGUGAAUGUCCCACUGCUGCUGCUCUGCAAGGCUAGCCCUGUUCUCUCCCUGCAGGAGUCGCUCUGCUAAUCAGAGACACUUUGCACAUGCUCAGAAACCCAAGGAAACGUAUGAUUUGGAAAGCUGGCUGCCAAGUAAAUCCCUCCCCACCCCCAGCUUACUUAUUCAAGCAAGAAGGUUGGCCAAUUCCUUCCUCUACCCACAAGCAGGGCACCUGUGUUUCUGGCAGCUGUUUAGCAGGUGAAGCUUUUUUUGGUUUGACUAUGCCAUUUCCAUUAUUUAGCUGAAACCCUGCCAGAAAAUAAAAACAGAUUGGCAGUCCUAUGAGGAAGACAAUAAACCAGAGUUACAAACUGUCACAGCCAGAUCAAGCGUUUAUCCUUCUUCCUUUUUCUGUGUUUGCUUUAAUCUGCCUUUAUCCUCAAGGCUGCCCUAUAUUACCCUGAUCUCAUUACACGGCUGUGAUGAUCGGACAUGGCUAUUCGGCGAGAGCCUGCUAUCCCUCUGCAUAGCUCACUGCAGCACGGUGGCUGACAGCGGGCCGUUCAUUUCUGCAAAAGGGCGGGAAAAUUAUUCCCUUGCCUAAAAUGUUGGAGAAAUUCUCCCAGUCCGUGUUCUGUAGACGGUAAUGAACUAGAUGGAGCAAGAGUCUAGACUCAGUGUAACACAACUUCCUUCUUAUGUUCCCAAGCAACACAAAGCAGAUGAAGGUUUUUCCUCUCCUGAGACACCUCUGUCUCAGAUGUGUUGCAGCCUCACCGUUUGUCAACAAUUUUUUUUUUUUAAAUCUGCCUGUGCUCUUCUGCCUUUAACAGUGUGGCAGAUCCUAAGCAGGUGAUAGCACUUAGCUCCCUGCCCUGAAAUAUGUCCGGUGCUGAUUUCUCUGCAGAUCAAACUGCCCUGAAAGGUACAAGGACAGUACAGACUUUCUUGUUCUCCCCCCACCGGUCAGUUCGUAAGCCGAAAUGACAAGGAUGAUGGAGCUAACACACACAGGAUCUUUACAGGUUCCCGGCACAAGUCUCUCUCUCUCCCCCCCCCCAUACUCUGUGGUGUGUCAGCUGUUUAAACGGGUGGGGAAAUGCUCUGCCCUUAGCAGGGGGAAGACAUCAGUCGCAAGACGUGAUGAGCACAACUUUGCCCCCGCUAUACCCCGGCCCGCCGGAUUUCCUUUUGCAAAAGCCCAGCGCUGCUCCUGUACGUGACGUAUCGUGAAAACAUUGCAGACAUCCUUUUUGAGAACUGUUUAUGACUGUGUUAGGGACAGACAUGAGAGCGGUGGGGGAAACGUAACAUGCGGUUGGCAAUCACUUCCUGUUGCAUUCCUCCUUCCCCAGGUUUCUACAUGAAAGCCGUGCUGCAAAUCACUUUUCCGUUUAUGAUUGCUGAGAAGGGCUUGUUGUUGUUGUUACUGUACAAACCUAUGAGUCAGCUGAGUUGAAGGUGCUGGACUUUUCCUUCGCUGCCUGCCAGGGAUUCUCUAGCUGUGAUUCCUCCACAGCAGUGGGUUGGACUUGGAUGAAACCCUUUGGGUGUCCCUGACAAUGGUUCUACGUGACUUUCUGCAAGUAGAGUCCAUUCAGAUUGGGCUCCUUUCAUGCAACUCCACCAGCCGACUCCAGAGGAGAAGAAAAGGGAGCCCAUCUAAGUAAUACAGGGGAAUCAGCUGGAAGAAUAGCAUACACUUCAAGGGUCCUGGUUUUCCCACGACAUUCCUGGAAUUGCAGAAGCUGUUCCCUGAAAGGUUAAAAAGAGUUGGGGAAGGGGGCACUUGCUGUAAAUAAAGGGUCUAGCUCUGCCCCUCUCAUCAGGUGUCACCUGCAGUCUAAGUUCACACCGUACAUUUAAAACUCUAUCAUACUACUUUAACAGUCAUAGCUCCCCCUCAAAGGAUCCUGGGAAUUGUAUUUCGUUAAGGGUGCUGGGACCUGGAGCUCUUUGAGGGGUUAAACUACAGCUCCCAGGAUUCUUUGGGGGAAGCCGUGACUGUUAAAAUGCUAUAAAUGUGGUUGAAAUAUACGGUGUGACCUAAAAUGGUUUGGCCCAUCCUCAAUAGUCUUAUUUUGCUGCGUGUGUGUGGAUCAGGGUUCAGUUCUCCUUAUUUGGGGGCUAAAUGUCACUGUAUGAGGCAGGUGUUCCUGCGCUGCUUGGCUUUCUAAGUGGGACGAUAAGGCCGGCCUGUAAUUUAAACCCCGUUUGAAUACAUCGAAAUGGAUACGUGUGUACAGAGCAGCUUAGAUGGCCCCUAAAUCCCAUGCGGCUUUGCAGGAACAUGUGAGAAGAUCUGUUUGUGACCACGGGCAGAGCAUCACUGUGGCCUCCUGGGACACAUUGUUCAUAUUAAAUUAUAAAGAAAGGGGGAAAUAUCUCUGACCCACACUUAGUCAUUGUCCCUUCACCACACACUCAGUGUGGCUUCCAGGAGCCCCUGCCAUGGAUGUUCUGUUGGGUUGCCAAUUUUUCUGUCUGGUUUCUGUGCCUUUAAUAGUAACGAGAAGGAACAUGCCGGGGAGGAGAGUUCUCCUGAGAAAUCUGCCCGGGAAUGUGGCCUGUGUCUGACCUUGCCUGAUGAAAUCUUGUUUGGAGAACUCCCGUCUGUUUUGGGGUUGUGUCCCAGCCUGAACCUGCUUCUUGCUCUAGAUGCCUCGGGAAUGCUGAGGAUUCCAGGUUUUGGAUCAGGCAGGCAGGAUUCCGUGGUUUAGCUGUCAAACUUUCUUCCCAGGGAACUCUGGGAAUUGUCUCUCUCUGAGAAGAACAAGGGAUCUUCUAACAGCUCUCAGCACCCUUUGCCAACUACAGUUCCCAGGAUUAUUUUGGUGGGAUCCAUGACUAAGCAAAGUGGAGUGACACUACUUUAAAUGUGUAGUGGAGAUGGGGCCCCAGAUAAUUAAAAAAACAAAUAAAUUAUCAUUACAGUUCAUUAGGCCUCAAGUACAGCCAUGUGUUUAUUUCAGGUUUUUCUUUGCUGAGUGUCAGUGGGAAGUUUUGGCUGCGGCUGACUGUGGUUUGGGUGAGAAUAUCAUUUGGCGUUAAAAAGGAAUAGGAAUAUAUAUAUAGCAGGUAAUAAGAGGCAGCAAAAUAAAAGAUUUUGAGUGUUUUUAGCCAUUAGAGCAGUGGUGCUCUUGAGUUAUCUGCAGAAGGGGGGCUUAGAACCUGAGACCUGACACAAAAAGGAAAGGGUUGGGGAGGAAAAAGGGGAAAAACCAAAACUCCAGGCACUGUUUCUUAAUGACCAGUAUUCCUGCAAUGACCACCCAGAGCAGAGAGACUUUGAGGAGAAGAGGAGACAAAGGUUGCUGGUCCUUUUGGGAGGUGAUACAGAGGCAGACUUUGGUCUUUCAAAUUUCAGAGGCGCCCUGUGCAAGCAUCUCUCUUGCCUGUGGGAUUCUCCUACCGUACCCUUAGGAGGAUGGUUGCCUGUGCUGUGAGAUGCCCCUCACCUGCCUUCAUAGGAUGGUGUGAAGGGAAAACUUCAGUUUCCCUCACAAAGAGACGGUAAAUGCACAGGUGGAAGAAAGAAGCAGAGUCUUUCCAAGAUCUGCACUGGGGCCAAUGUGUGCCUUUAAAAACAAACAAAACAAAACUGGUUCAUAAAUGAGCGGCACCAUUGUGUGCGUAGAUGAUGACGCAGUUAGUCUUUGGCAGGAGCCCCAUGGAAGUCUGCCUCUUCAGAGAAAGGAUCUUCCGCCAUCCAUUAGGCUUCCCACUUUAUUGGGCGUCUGCGGAGGGCGAAAGAUUUAUACGAGAUCUCGGGAGAAGCCAGACGAUUGCCAACCUGCGAAGUGUUUCUGCCCAAAUAGUGUAUUAACCCGCUGAGCAGACAGAAAAACAUAUUACUGUAUAAAAGGCGUAACAGUGUCCUCGGGCAAGUCUGGCGCUGGGAGUUGUUAAGAGAAACCUUUUCGUUUGCUUAGUCCUUUCAUAUGAUGCUCAAAGUAUCAGUCACCUUGUCUCUUUGUCUCUUUCUCUCUCCCUCUGUGUGCUGUUGUUCCCUGUUAGCUCAGUAAAGUUUUGGGGGAUGAACCCCUAAAACGACAACAAGAUGGCAUCAUAAGGGUUGGGGAUGCAGAUCUCCCAAGCCAAGAGGGAUCCCAAAAGCGGGUUGAAGCUUAUGGUGAAAAGUGAGCGGGGCACCUGUCCUUUUUAGUUUGAUAGGUGUUAUGUAUUAUAUUUAUUUAUUUAUUGCAUUUUCUGGCCCAAGGAUCUUAUCUGCCCCCCUCGGCAUCUCUCCCUGGAGGCACCGUUCUUCUGAAGCAGCUGUGUGUGUUCUUUCUGCAGCUUUGUCCUAAGGCUUGGUGGGUGGCGCUGAGAAGUCCUGCCAGCACCAAAAAGGCUUUUAAAUAGGUUUAACCAAGCAGAUUAGGAGGUGACGUCAAGGAGCAAGGCACAUGGAUUUUCACUUGUCUUUGAACCCUUUCCCCAGGCUCCCUGGUCCUUUGACACAGCUCCAGGACUCUUGCAGGUUUCAGGAGGGUCUUUCCUCAUUUUUGGUUCUGUUUAAGUGGCUUCCUGGCCCAGCUGCUGCCAGGGGCUGGAGGUAGAAACCCAGGUCUCUUCCCGUGGCCUUAGGCUCAGGUUGCCAGGAUUGGGCCCAGAGAGAAUCCUAGUAUGUUUCCAGUGUUGUAGAGAAGGGAGUAAUGUACCGGCACAGACCUUUUCCAUCACCACAGGUGAUUUCCAUCCUGUAUGCACACAGAAAGGCAUGGAAGUUCACUUUUCUUACGCAGAUGUUCAGGAUCCCUAGAAGGGAAAAUCAAUGGUUCGGAACUGUGGUCCUCAAAUCUUAUGCCAUAAUUAAAAUGGUUAGUCUGUAAGGUGCCACAAGGGUGUUGUUUUUUUUUGCUGCAAAAGGAUGUAACUGCUCUGAAGAGGGUGCCCAAAGUGGUGUUUGUGUGACUGGGACAGAUUUGAACCUGUGGCCCUCCAGAAAUUGUUGGACUACAGCUCCCAUCAACCCCAGCUAGCUUGACCAUCGGGCAGGGAGGGUCACAGGUUCAUUGUCUCUGCUAAGAAUUAGGGUGUCACAAGCACGCAGCCCCACUUCUCCCUAGGAAACAUCAGCUGAUGCAGCCAAAAUGUUCCCCCGGAGGUUAAAAUUCAGGGAAGGUUUAUCUUCGGAGAGUUCUGUUUGCAGGUUGUCUCCUGCAAUGGAAAGCUACAAAGGAAACUGCAACCUGGCCGGUUCGCCAACUGGAAUUUUUUCAAAGCUAUUGUGGUGCAGCUUAAUUUGCAGGAAUGGCCUGAGGGGAAGGGCGUCGGAGUCGGCAGAGGAAGAUGUGAUUUGCGUGGAGUUUCAUUGGCAUAUUUGGAAGAGGCUGGCACUGCCAGCUAAAAUGGAACUCCCUUUAGAUUAUAGUAUGGCAGCCCAAGAUCUGCAUUUGGAUCAGAGGAAGGAACUAUAUAUUCUCCAAAAAGUGGGGACUAUUUGGUGGGUAUUACCAAGGGCACCACCAAAUUCGCCAAAUUCACAAUGGGAACAUGAGAAACGAUAGAAGCACUGGGCAUUCUUGAGAGUUGUUUAGUUUUUUUUGAAAUGGAGUUUGGGAGGACAGUUGCAGAAAACUUCGUGAAAAGGAUAUCUGAAAGCAAAAGGUAAACGUGCAAGUAAAUUGAUCAACGGCGUUUUCAUUUUUGAAACCAAGGUGGCCUCGUGGCUGGAACAGUGAGCCACGGUGUUUCAAGUUGAAAUCUCACACCAGUACGAGAGCUGGAACAAUGUACAGUGGUACCUCAGUUACGAACUUAAUUUGUUCCGGAGGUCCAUUCUUAACCCGAAACUGUUCUUAACUAGAGGCCUGCUUUCGCUAAUGGGACCUCUUGCUGCUGCUGCGCCGCCAGCACACGAUUUCUGUUCUCAUCCUGGGGCAAAGUUCUCAACUCUUUCAGGUUAGCGGAGUUUGUAACCUGAAGCGUUUGUAACUCAAGGUACCACUGUAGUGGUUAUGACUUUUGGAUGAGGAGGGCUGGGGAGACCCGAGUUGAUAUUUUCUCAGCAUAGCCUACCCCACAGGGCUGUUGUGCAGUAUGUGUGUGAUCUAUCUAUCUAUCUGGCCAGUUGUGGCAUUCUGUCCUCCUCUGAGGAAGGAUGGGAUGCAAACAUAGUAUGUCAAUCCAUAAAAAAAAAUUGGUCUGCAGCCAUGCCCAACUUGGUGCCCUCUGUGUGUUUUGUACGUGGUGAUAAAUAUUGCUCUACCUUCUAUUGGAGGGAUCCCUAGAGUUAUGUAGGCGAGGUGCCUCAAGCAUGCAGUAUGCAAAUGGAUUAUGAAUUAAUGCAAAUGCAGAUUAAUAAUUAACAAUUAGGAAUGGUUUGGUUUGUGUUUCUCCCAUGGAAAAGAAAUAGUUUUGAAGGGGGCACCAGUUAAUUUAUUUUACUUCACUUUAUCUCUUUUCUCCAGUGCCGGAUUUACGUAUAAGCUAAACAAGCUAUAGAUUAGGGCCCCACUCUCUUGGGGCCCCCCAAAAAGAUUAAAGGGAAAAAAACCUGGAUGUACAUUUCCAAAAUAUAAGAUAAAAAACAAAUAAAAUAAAACCUACAUACAGCAACAGUGUUUUGUGUUGUGUAGGCUCCUAUUUUGUUAUGUGCAAAUGGCUUAAGAUACCUAUUAGGUCCAUAAAUUACCUUAUAGCAUAUAUUCAAUACAAAAAACAGUGACAGUUUGUUGUUGGCAAAGGACAGCUGGACAUAUAAAGGGCCCCAUUACCUUCAGUAGCUUAGGGCCUCAUGAAACCUAAAUCCGGCCCUGCUUUCCCCCCAAGAGCUUAGUGCAGCAUGUACAUCCUUUUCCUCCUGACCCAUCCCACCUUAGCCUCACAACAACCCUGCAAAGGUAGGGCAGACUGAGAGUUAGUGACUGGCCCAAGUUGACCCGGUAAGCUUCAUGGCUGAUGUUUGUACUUGGCAAAGCUUCAGGAUUACCGUAAUCUGUUUCUCACUUUGUGUGUUUGGUUGCUGCCCCCUAGUGGCAGGACAUCUGCCCUGCAAACCCCAGCCCGGCCAACCAUGUGUAUAUGUUCAUCUCUUUUUCUCAGGUACACGUACGAAGACUGCAAGCGGACGGCCGACUGGCUGCUGGCCCACACAAAGCUCCGGCCCAGGGUCGCCAUCAUCUGCGGCUCGGGCCUCGGAGGGCUGGCUGACCUCCUGAAAGAUCAAGUGGCCUUUGAGUAUGGCAAAAUUCCCAACUUCCCUGAGAGCACAGGUAAAAAACCCAUGGAACGGGUGAUGGAGGAACCAGGGAUGGGGUUGGAUAUAGUGUAUGGCAGCCACUAGGGGGUGCUAGUAAGCAGCAGCUGGGAGGCGCUACUGUACAACCCCGUGGCCCAUAGGGGGCAGCAGCGAGUCCUUUAACACUUUGCUUGCCUCAUUCCAGUUGUCGGCCAUGCCGGAAGGUUGGUGUUUGGGAGCCUCAGUGGAACUCCAAGUGUGGUGAUGCAAGGGCGCUUCCACAUGUAUGAAGGGUACCCGCUCUGGAAGGUGAGUCGCUCCACAGAGCUGCAAACCUUUCGAAACUCGAGAGGUGUCCAGCUGAUUACAAUUCCAGGAGCAGGAUGGUCAAUAGUAACGGACAAUGAUAAAGAAGAUAGUGCCUCUGAGCCUAUGCAAAGGUCCUCUUCGUCUUCACUGGCCCAACACAUCUGGGAAUGGGAUGACGGGUGAAGGCGGUUCCACGAAAUUCAGCCAAAAUUUAGCCUUAUCAAUCCCUGUUUCAUGGUUUCUUGGGCAUGUGCAGAGUGCAAGAAGAACUGAGAGCUGAAGGGGAAGAGUUUUGGCUUAGGACUGGGCGUAAGGUCCGAUUUCAAAUCCCUGCUCAGCUGGGUGACUUUGAACCAGUGUUGGCCUCAUCCUAGCCCACUUUGCAGGGCUGUUGUGGGAGAAUUGCACUGAAUGCAGGAGGGCUGGCGCUACCUGCCAGCGUCUUCCCCUGACAUCACAGUACUGGGCUUGAGGAACUCAGCGGAGAGGAGGAUGCAGAUGAAGCUAGAAUUUGUGUGUGUGUGUAUUACUGCUUUAUUAGAAUUUCAUUUAUAAAGAAGAAAAGUGUGAAUGAAAAUAGAAAUAAAAGAAAAAUACUCAAUACCAUUUCCAUACAUUAAUAUACAGAUAUGUAUAAUUAUCCUAGUACAAUUAUCUUUAUCAAUAACCUAAUAUAUUCUGUGUAAAAUUGUUCCAAAUAUCACAUUUAUCCAAAGAAAGUCUGUGUCUAUAUGCAGACCGUACAUAAGUUGCUAGAAUUUGUUGGUCCCCACCUGUCACUGACUCCAGCUCCACCUACUGUAUGGGCUCCAAUGGGCACCAGCCAUGGCUGGUCCCAAAGCGCCCUUCUACCUCUCCUGAGUGCUGCUUCUUUCCCUCCCUCCCAGGUGACCUUCCCGGUCCGGAUCUUCCGUCUGCUCGGCGUUGAGACCCUCAUUGUCACCAACGCGGCUGGGGGGCUCAACCCUGAAUACAAAGUGGGGGACAUCAUGGUGAUCCGCGACCACAUCAACAUGCCGGGCUUUGCUGGGCAGAACCCCCUGGUAGGGCCGAAUGACGACAGGUAAGGCGGGGCUCUCGUCCUUCCUCCGUGAGAUGCAACAGGUUGGCCUCAGUUAGACUCUAGAGCAGUGUUUUCGGACUACAAUUCCCAUCAUUCCUGACACUGGUCUUGCUAGCUAGGGAUGAUGGGAGUUGUAUUCCAAAAACAGCUGGAGACCAAAGGUUGAGAAACAUUGCUCUAGAGGCUCCCUUUUCCUCUAUUAUGGUGGUUGUGGAGAACUUGAGAGCCGCCCAAUGCUGCUGGACUCCAACUCCCAGCAGCCUCCAGUCAGCAUGGCCCAUGGCCAGGGAUCAUGGGAGCUGAAGUCCAGCAAUAUCUGGAGCCUUGCAGGUUGCCCACCCUUGCCUUCAUAGGAACAUAGGGGUGGUGGUCCUCCAAGUCCAUCUGUUUGAGCUUCCCUUCCAGAGGAUGGGCUUUUAACUCGCCCAGCGCUGCUCCCGCUCACAACAAGUCAGGCUGUUUGGGAGGCAGCAUAGCCCAAUGGGUAGAGCUCAUGCUCUCGUGCAGGAAAUUCUAGGCUCAGUCCCCAGCCGCUGUGCACAGUGGUUGGCUGCUGUGACAACAAGAUGGUGGACUAGAUGGGCCAUUGGCUUGAUCCAGCAGGCUCUAGUUAUUUUUUUAAUGUUCCUUCUCCUCCCUCCCCUUGUCCACAGGUUUGGGGUACGUUUCCCGGCCAUGUCGGAUGCCUACAAUGAAGACUUGAGGAAACUGGCCCACACGGUCGCGUCGGAGAUGGGCUGCUCCGGGUCGGUGCGCGAGGGAGUCUAUUGCGCCUUGGGGGGUCCCAACUACGAGACCAUCGCCGAAUGCCGCUUCCUUCAGCGCCUGGGCGCUGACGCUGUGGGUCAGUUGGGGGCAGAGUGAAGGGGGCUGGGGAGGGGAGAGGUACGUUGUGCCAUUUUGAAAGGAGACAUUCUUUGCCACCCCAUGCUCUUGGCUGCCUCUAACAUGGGGUAAAUGUAAAGGGACCCCUGACCACUAGGUCCAGUCGUGGCCGACUCUGGGGUUGCGGCGCUCAUCUCGCUUUAUUGGCCGAGGGAGCCGACGUACAGCUUCCGGGUCAUGUAGCCAGCAUGACUAAGCCGCUUCUGGCAAACCAGAGCAGCGCACGGAAACACCGUUUACCUUCCCGCCGGAGCGGUUCCUAUUUAUCUACUUGCACUUUGACGUGCUUUCAAACUGCUAGGUGGGCAGGAGCAGGGACUGAGCAAUGGGAGCUCACCCCGUCAUGGGGAUUCGAACCACCGACCUUCUGAUCGGCAAGUCCUAGGCUCUGUGGUUUAACCCACAGCGCCACCCGUGUCCCAUGGGGUAGCAGAGCCUAUACUUGUGUUUGCCAUGGGCAACCAUUUCUGUGACCCCCUUACCCAUGAAACAGACAACAAUUAAGCAGGUGCAGUUUUACUUAGAGCUGCAUCAAAUGGUGUGGGAAAGCCCUCUCUAGGGCAGGGCUGUGCAGAGCGCAAGUUGGGGUGCGCUGGCAUGACCUAAUGCACCCACAUAUUUAAAUCCCCCCCUGGUGUUGUUGGACUACAGUUCCCAUCAUCCCUGACCAACCUGCCAGGGGGCUGAUGCGAGCUGGAAUCCAAUAACAUCAGGAGGGCCACUGGGUGCCCGCCUCUGAUGCAAGACCCCUGAGUUUUAUUGCUCCAACCCAGGGGUGGGGAACUUCAGGCCUGGGAGCCAUACGUGGCCCUCAGGCCUCUCAAUGUGGCCCUCAGAACUCUGCCCAGAUGCAGUUGCGGCCCUCUGGCUGAAAAUUAUUUUCCGCCCCUGCUCUAACUUCUCAACCGCCCCGCUUUAUUUUCCCCUCAGGCAUGAGCACCGUCCCUGAGGUGAUCGUUGCCCGCCAUUCCGGCAUGCGCGUCUUCGGUUUCUCCCUCAUCACGAACAAGGCCGUCCUCGACUAUGAGAGCACAGAGAAGGCCAACCACGCCGAAGUGCUGGAGGCCAGCCGCCAGAGCGCCCGCACGCUCGAGAAACUGGUCUCCCUGAUGGUGCAGCGCAUUGAGCGCAACAACAACUUGGCCUAGUGGCGCAGUUUGCGCCGGCCCCCCUGCCGAUCUCUCACCAGCAACGUCUUGCCAAGUGGGAGACCACACCCUGCUUGCCGUCUUGUGAUGGAGGAUCGUGCACGGACCAGGCGAGGAGAGCAUGGCGACUGCCCCGUCCUCCCUGCCCCCCCGAAAUAUUCUUCCUUUGUCGAAUCCUGCUGCUGAGUCCUCUACUGUCCAGACGGUAGUUGGAAACGUCGUUCCGCUGCAGUACCUUGACCGUCUCUGGACGCCCAAGGGCUGCGCCUCUGUUUGUGUUUCUGAUCUCUAGCCUCUGAGACUGUGCCGGUCCAUCUUUGUGUGUUUGAGUGUGAGUCUUUCUCUCGUCUCUCCCCUCGUAUUUCAGGAUUUUGUGUACAGCUCUUAGGUUUCCCUCCUCGUAAUCCCUGCCAGGGCGGGAAUAAGGUUGCCAGUUCCGGUCGUCUUUGAUCUUACGGGCCUCUUACUAAUUUACCUCUUUCAUGGCACUUCGCUUUUUAAAGGUUGAGUUACAGAGAGCGGGCUUCUGAAACCCUGAAAGCCUCCGUUUCAAAAUGGCCGCUCUCUCGUCAGCAGGUUCCUCAGGUAGAACCUAGCUAAUACUGUGCUGCUCGCUUGAUCGUGAAAGCCAGGAUUUCAGUCCCUUGGAUGUCAGGAUGCUCACUUUGCCUUGAGGCAUCCUUUGUAGGAUUUCUGGUUGAACUCGAUGGGCCUUUGGCCUGACCCUGCAGGCUCUUAAGUUUGCUAGGAAAUGGCUUCUUUGUCCCCCUCAGAGAUCAGUACUUCCCCUCAGAUCAAGCAAUGGCCAUUUCUCCUUCCAGGAUAUGUGUGUGUUUGUGUGUGUGUCUUCAUUUAGUCCCCUUGUUCGUCUGUUUGAAGACUCUUUGCCUCUCCAUAACUGUUGCCUCUUCUCGGCUUCCUCUAGAAGGGCUUUAUGGAUGGAGAUGGUAAGGAACUUUUGUUCACUCGGAACACAUUAAGGGGCAACCGGUCUUGCUUUGUCCCCAACAUAUCAGCCCCAAAGGUGGCUAACGUUUGGACUCUAGAUAUCCAAUGAAUUACUCAGAACCUGGGUUCAUCCGCGCACAAUAAACCACCAAGGCCUCAAUCUCACAAAGAGCAGCAGAUUGGGGUAGCAAGCUUGUGUUUGGAUCAGCUUGAAACAGCAGAUGCGCAGCUGACACCACAGAAUGCCCCUCCAUGCGUAAACAAUCCCUGCAUGUGGAAAGCUAGCUCAUCAAGGAGCUAGCUGGCCUAGAAUCCUGACCUGCUAGUUUUCUAUAUGCAACGAUAAUUUUUUAUUUUUUAUUAGUUUGCACAGAGGAGCAUUCAGCGACAGAAGCCUGAAACAGCUUUGCCACCCCUACCCCUUUGUGACAAAUUACUCCCAAGGUCCUGCUGUCUCUGUACCCAUCUCCAGCCUUUUUUAAAUGAAAAUAUUAUUAAGUGAAUGGGGUUGGUUUUAUGUUGCCACCCCUCUAGGAACCAAAGGAGCAACAUUGUGUACGUUUCUCUGUCAACUCCUUUUUUUUGGCCUCCAAAACCCAACAAACAUUCCCAUCUGGAUUUCCACUGGAAGUGGCCAGUGGUAGUGUGGGAAUGGAUGAUCGAUUUCCUGCCAUGACACAUGGGAUUGACCCAUGGAUAUUCUCCCCCCCCCCCAAAAAAAAAUCAUUCUGCGGUGGAGAACAUGGUUGGACCAUUGCAACCCUGCUGCAAGCGAUGGGGUUCUGAGACCGUUCUCUGAACGCUGGACAUCUUGGCUUUGAGACAAACCAGCUUCUAAUCUAGAGGGUGACAAUGUCACACACACACACACAUGCACAUGUUCUUUUGGUGCUGGGAUCAAGGAUCCUCCUGGUCGCUGGCAGCCUCCAUGCUGAGGAAUCCGAGUACUUGUGAAUGUAUACUGUAGCCCCGUAGUACGUCUGAAUUUGGCUGCAUUCAGAGCUUUGCUUGUGCCUUGCCACACAGAUUUGCGGCAGCGUGGUGUUAGAGAAGGCGAUCCCUUUAUCUCUCCUUUCGCGUUCCAGGCUGGAGUGGUCCUCAUUUCGGGCUUGCUGUUAUUCACAUCUCAGUGACACCAGAGCAGUUUUUAAACUGGAGCGGAUGACUAGAGGGCCUCGUAGAGCGGCUUGUGAGGGGUGUGUGUGAGCGAGCGAACAAACAUAGUGCUAACACCACAGAGGCCAAAAUAAAUCACUUACUCUUUCCGCCCCUGCCAAGACUUGCCCAGGGCCCUUUUGGCAAUGGCUUUGCUGUAUUGGCAUAGUAGCGAACACCCCAGCUGCUGUUUCUGGUUUGAGAGAGAGUUGUUCCCGUAGCAGGAGUCAAUUGCUUUCCUGUGUUGCUUGCACCAGCCUGGUGUACUCCAGAUGUUUUGGACUACAACUCCCAUCAACCCCGGCCAGCAGAGGCUGAUGGGAUUUGUAGUUGGCAAAAGUAAAUUUGCAUACUCGGUGUGGGGAAUCUGUCGGCCUCCAGAUGCUCUUGGACUACAACUCCCAUCAUCCCUGACCAUUUGAACUAGGACUGGGUGGGGAGGAGCUGGUGUUUGACAACAUCUGGAGGGCCAUAGGUUCCCAUAUGCCUGGUUUUGGUAAGCUUUACCCGACACCACAGAAUUUUUGCAGCAUGGAACUUAAAACCUGUCAUCCAGUUUGGAUGACUUGUCGGGCCUCACUUUGUCCUGUCCAUUAUUUCCAGUGAGUCUACUCUGAGUAGGACUAACUCCAGAUCCCAACCCUCCCAUCUCACGUCAAAUUCCUGUUUUAAGGCCCAGAUGAAAAGUUGCCCACAGCCCUUGGUCCUGCAGAGCAGAAGCCAGCACAGAUGAGCUUUUGAUAUCUUACAUCUCUGCAUGUGGGCUGCUUUAAAAGUUGGUUUCACUGGCCCCGUGUUAAUCUGGGAGCUGUCCAAUCCCAGAUGGGCUUGAUUUCCACAAAUAGCGAUACAUGAACUCAGGUACAGCUGCUGUCCUCCUUUGCUGACUGCGCUCAAUACUUCCUCCCUGGUUUCUGCUUGAAAGGCCUCUUCCUUGUCUCUCUAUUUUUAAUUAUUUUAUUAGCAAUAUCAGUCCACGGACCAGGAAACUGCCCCCCCCCAAACCCUGUAGAUGCUUGAUGAGGCAAAGAGGAACUCUGGUAUGAAGGACACAAUGAUUUAUAUCCGUUCAGCGGUUCUGAAGGAUUGGAAAUGAUAUAUAAAUAUAUCUAUAUAUUUUUGUAGAGCAUUCUGCACUUUCUUUGUUUUAUUUAAAUGAAUGAAUGGGCCUCCCUGUUUUAAUUAUUAAAACGACGUGAGUAAAUAAUAAAAGCUGGAAUGAACAGAUCUGACGUGCUUUGCUUUGUGGGUUUUUUUGUUGGAUCAAUUCACUGUGGGCAGCCCUGCAGUAAGACGGAC